Molecule: messenger RNA, 730 nt
Organism: Momordica charantia (bitter melon)
Lineage: Eukaryota; Viridiplantae; Streptophyta; Magnoliopsida; Cucurbitales; Cucurbitaceae
Product: membrane protein insertion efficiency factor
Source: RefSeq, a predicted model, not a curated record
AUACCAUUCUCCAGUCCCAUUUGAUUUGAAGAACAGUCUGAGAAGAGUGACAUGGCGGUUCUUCCCACCACAAACUGCCACAGACCCCAAAACCAGAACCCGAUCUUCUUCACCCAUCAAAGCCACUGCUCCGCCGGCUUCGCCAUUCGGUUUAAUGGCCGGAAACUCCGCCGGCCCUUAAUCCUCUGUGAAUCGCGCGCCAAAAGGAAUUCAAGCGCGAACAGCGAGCAAGACGGUGAAGUGGACAAUCUGGGGAUUAGAGCUGCAUUAUCCGUGCUUAAGUUCUACAAACGAGAAAUCUCGCCGCUAUUGCCAAAAAGCUGUCGCUAUCUACCUACAUGUAGUGAGUAUUCUAUGCAAGCUUACAAGAAAUAUGGUGUUACGAAGGGCACCAUCUUGACUGCUUGGCGCCUCUGUCGCUGUAAUCCUCUUGGUGGAUCUGGCUUUGAUCCUCCGCGGUGGUUUGAUGAAGAAAGCUUUCCAGAACCAGAAGAUUGACAAUUUCAAAUACUGCAUCUAAUAUGUUUUGUAGGCCACUGUGGUUGAGCGUUAUGCUGUUGGGGGAAAUCUGUGGGGACUAAUUUCAUGUUCAGAGUGAGGAACGUUGUAGAGAUAAGCAUGUUAUACAAAUGAAAUUUAAUGUAAAAUUGUUCUUUUGGAAUAUAGUUGUAAAUGGUAAGGUAGAGAUUUGACAUUUGACCUGUUAAUAAAGUUUUUGGUGUCUUGAUCA